Zeugodacus cucurbitae (melon fly) is the source of this 3757-nucleotide messenger RNA. RefSeq names its product bestrophin-1 (gene Best1). Gene Ontology annotation, molecular function: chloride channel activity. NCBI's taxonomy places the organism in Eukaryota, Metazoa, Arthropoda, Insecta, Diptera, Tephritidae. The record is from RefSeq and is a predicted model, not a curated record. The transcript has 8 exons. Bases 666 to 3047 code for a protein of 793 amino acids.
GUAGCGGUUGGGCAAAGUGUUCGAAGUGCUUUGGAAUUAAAUUAUUUAUUAUUCUUGUGUAGUGUUUUCGCUAGUGUUGUCGUGGUGUGUAAAUAAAUAUAUUUGUGUGAAAAAGUACGCAAGCAAGUGUUAAAUAACGUAUUUCUGUGUAUAAAUUAAUUUAAAGAAUUUAUUAAACACCGAAAAGAAGUGUUACUAAUAAGAAAGAGGCAGAAAGGCAAAGCAAGCAACGCACAAAAAUAUACGUUCUCUACUUGAGCAUAUAAGCAACAACAAGCAGCUGAGGCGGCUGCUGAGACCUAGUACGUAGGGAGAGCAGCAAAGCGGGAGACAUAAUGGCAACUGCAAAUAUUGCAUUUACUCUGCGCUGCCGCUACCUAUGACAUUUGGUUGCCUACCUUAAUUGCCGCUGCAGUGACAAACACGUGAUUAUGCUGCUCCGCUUAAACCAAAUCCACACUGCAACACAAAGCAAACGACUCGCACACAUUGAUAUGCCGCCAAAUGUGCUCAUUUUGUGACGAAAAGUGUCAACAUAUUAUAAAAACAACAAUAACUACCAAGAAACUGAAGAAGCAUAAGUGUAGAUUAGUAAUAAAAAAAUAAAAUAAAAUAAAAUAAGUAACAAAUUGUGAUAAUUAAAAGAAAACUAAAAGUGAGAUAAAAUGACGGUCACCUAUACAGCGGAGGUGGCAACAUGUCGAGGCUUUGGCUGCUUUCUGAAAUUGCUGCGAAGAUGGCGCGGCAGCAUCUACAAGCUAGUUUGGCUGGAUCUCAUCGCAUUUCUCUUUCUUUACUACCUACUUAGUAUAGUGUAUCGUUUUUGUUUAGAUGAAUAUCAAAAAAAAAUAUUCGAAGGCGUUGCAAAAUAUUGCUACAGUUAUAGCGAUCUGAUACCGCUCUCAUUCGUGCUGGGUUUCUAUGUAUCGAUCGUGAUGACACGUUGGUGGAAUCAAUACACUAGCAUACCCUGGCCCGAUCCGAUUGCGGUGUUUGUUAGCUCCAAUGUGCAUGGGCAGGAUGAACGUGGACGUGUUAUGCGUCGUACAAUAAUGCGUUAUGUCUGUCUCUGUUUGACGAUGGUUCUGAUCAAUGUAUCGCCGCGUGUCAAGAAACGUUUUCCCGAUCUAACACAUCUGGUGGAUGCCGGUCUUUUGAAUGAUAACGAGAAGGCGAUCAUCGAGAGUAUGAAUAAGGGUUUCCCACGUCAUUCAAAGCAUUGGUUACCGAUUGUAUGGGCGGCCAGUAUUAUAACAAGAGCACGAAAGGAGGGACGCAUACGUGAUGAUUUUGCGGUGAAAACAAUUAUCGAUGAAUUGAAUAAGUUCCGCGGUCAAUGUGGUCUACUGAUAUCGUAUGACACGAUCAGUGUGCCGCUCGUGUACACACAAGUGGUGACAUUGGCGGUAUACUCGUUUUUUCUCUGCUCGGUUAUGGGUCAACAGUGGACGGAGGAUAAGCAGGCCUUUCAAAAGAUCGAUAUAUAUUUUCCGGUCUUCACAACGCUGCAGUUCUUUUUCUAUAUGGGGUGGCUCAAAGUGGCCGAGUCGCUGAUCAAUCCGUUUGGUGAGGAUGACGAUGAUUUUGAGGUCAACUGGAUGGUGGAUCGUAAUCUACAGGUUUCCUAUCUAAUUGUCGAUGAAAUGCAUCAUGACCAUCCGGAACUGAUCAAGGAUCAAUACUGGGAUGAAGUGUUCCCCAACGAAUUGCCAUACACCGUGGCAUCCGAACGUUUCCGCGAAGAGCAUCCCGAACCGUCAACAGCCAAAAUCGAGGUGUCGAAUAAGGCUGCCAUGCCAACAACAUUGUCGAGCGUGCGCAUCGACGAAAUGGUUGGUAGCAGAGGAUCAACCAAGCGUUUGUCCUUACAUGAGCAAGCUCAAAAUUCAGAUCAAACCCAAACACAGACACCAAUGCAAGCAGUUAAUUAUAAAUUUCCCGAAAUGUCACAUGAAGAGGAGGCCGACGAUGCCAGUGGCAUACACUUCACAGCCGGCAAUGGCAAGGUGCGUCACGGUUCCUCGCCCAGCAUCGUCAGCCUAAGUGGCACUUUGACGCGCGUCAACACGGUCGCCUCGGCGCUCAAACGUUUCCUCAGUCGUGAUGAGCGUCCCGGCUCUACGACGCCAGUCGAUGAUGGUACACAAAAGAUGCGCUUCCCCGGUAGCGCCAGUUCGGCCAGUCUAACGGGCAAUUUAGUGAUGAAGCCGCCCGGUAGUUUACGCAUCACAGAUCAAGUCAUCGAAGAGGUGGACGAACAGGCCACGAUCACUUCACAUCGUGCCAACGAUCAGGUGCGUCCAAAUUUACAGGAUAUAUUUUUGCCGGGUUUGGCGUCCGGUAGCAAUGCUGCGCAUUCCGAACCAAUGGAUAUACCGCCACGACCUACUUCGUAUAUGCGUACACAAUCGACCUACGAACCGACGCUGUUUCCACCAGGCGGUGUGGAGGCCUUACUGAGCACGUCAGCACCCACGAAUGGCAGUCCACGCAUGGUGCAGACUGUGCCGAAUUCACCGGUCGCCGAUCCGUCCAGCACCAAAUCACUUUUCGAUCGUCAAGUAAUUGCGGAUAAGGGCAGUCGCGAAGCGGAACGUCCCCCAGAAGUACAGCAGGUUUUCAGAUGGUAUUUAUCGACUGUCGAUGACAUGGACACGAAGUCCACAACGGAUGCGCCUGGAGCCGAAGACGAGGGCGAUGACUUCGACAAAUUGAAAGCAACGCGCGAGAAAGAACGCUUGCAGCGACAACAACAGAAGUUGGCGCGCACAAUCAGCACCGCGCCCGGCAUAGAUGGUGGACCGACGGUGGUGCCCGUGGUGGCAGCAGCCAUAAUACCCACAACCGUAGUGCCAGCGCCAGCGCCAGCCGUGGCAACUACAACGGUGGCGGCAGCAGCACCGGCAGCCCCACCAGCAGCAGCGCCAGUGCGUCCACUCUCGACGAUCUCAUCAGGCGAAGACCUGCUGACAAAUAAUGAUCCAGACGAAACGGUGGAACCGCUCACAACAUCCACGGCCAAAGCCUCGCCGGACAACGUGGGCUGAAUGCUCAACACUCAAGCAUUUCCAUGAGUGGCGUGAGCGAGGAAUGCUUGAAUACACAUGUGUUACAGUGUGCGCUAAAUGUAUGCGUACAAAUGUUUUCAUGCAAGUAAUUGAUGAAAUGUGCUCAACAUUUUUAUUUCGGCAUUAUUAUUAUUAUUAGUUUUAAGUUUAUGGCAUUCAUACACAAAUGUUCGAAUUUGCAACAAUUUAGCAUUUAAGUUGCCUAGAGACCCAACAACCAAGUAUAUAGUUUCGCGACAAAUAAUCGUUUAAGUGGCGGCGUAAAUCGUUGGUAUUAUGUAAUGUAGUUGACGUGUGCUCUGUCUAUAGCGUUUAGCGUAGCAUAGUUUUGUGCGCAAAAUUACGGAAAUGUAUAGGAAGUUUUACAUUAAACCAUUUUUAUAAAAAAAAAAUUAAAAAUCGGGAGUGAGAACUGUAAGUUGUGUAUGUACGAGUAUAUAAAAAUAACGUAAAUUAUUUCGAAAUUUAUGUAAUGUACGCCGGUCUAAUUACAUAACACGUUUAGAGUUAUUUUGAAAUUCCGUAUAUUUGAUGCCUCUCUUCUAGUGGCAUUAAGCGCAAAUGCUCAGAAAAAUUGCUGAAUCAAACAAGUUGACAAUUAAAAUACUAUAUACAUAUAUAUACAUUUGUAUAUAUAGACCACACUGCAAGGCUUUGUUGUUCAUAAAACAACAAAAAAAAAACAUAAA